CGCUGGACGAAGAAGACCUGCUGAUGAACUCCACCCGGAAGACGACGCGAGCGCGCAAGACGGAGACGUCGAAGGGAACGAAGCGGAAGAAGGGGCCAAGCCAUCCGGCAGACGACGAUGCGAGCGGUUCCUCGGACGACGAUGUCGACCCCAACAACGAGCUCGAGCACGAGACCCAAGGCGAAAAUGGCCUGGACGAAGAGCCCCGUGAGGUCUUCAUGGCCCUCUUCAUCGAGAAGGGGAAGCUCGGUGUCGCAGUCUACGAUGCCAUGUCUACGAAGCUCAAGACCGCGCAGAUACCGAUCACGAACUCGGACCUUUCCCUCACGCUCGAAAUGCUCAAGACGCAGAUGGAGCCACGAGCGAUCGUCGUCUCCCACCGCAACUUUGCCAAAUUCGACAUAGACUUUCUCAAGUCGGACGAGUACACGGAGGUGUGCCACCGCAAACCCUCGGACUUUGGAUACGCCAAGGCUUGCAAAUCCAUUGCCAACUUGCGUAUCGGCACGGACUGGGAGCACUACGGCCGUGAUUUGAGCGAGACGACUGAGCACGACCUCUUUCAUUGUGAUUGGAAAGCGCUUACGACUAUGACGGCUAGACGGGAAGUGUUCAAGUACCUCGGCAGCUUCUUUGACUUCGACUCGCUCGAGAUGAUUCGGGCCGUCGGAGCGCUCUUGAUUUUUCUUUCGGCCGAAAACAUUGUCAACCAGCUCGAGACGACAACGACCAUCUCGAUUCUUGCGGUUGAGAAAGCGUCGCUGGAUGGCGUGAUGUUGAUCGAUGCCAUCGCUCUGAAGUCGCUCCAAAUCUUCAACGAGGAAUACCACCCAUCGCAGCUCCGUGCAUGGGAAAAGUCCAAGGAAGGCUUCAGCAUUUUCUCGCUCCUUGACCACACGAUGACCAAGUGCGGCAAAGCCAUGCUACGGCAAUGGAUGCUCAAACCGCUAACCGACAUUGACGCGAUCGAAGCCCGCCAAGAUGCCAUCCAGUUCUUCUUGGCAUCAAGUCGCAAUGACCUCGUCAACUCUCUCCUCGUCAAGCUCAAGGCUUUUAAAGACGUUGCGCGCAGCCUUCUUCACAUGAAGCAAAUGCGCUCGUCGGUGCAGGACUGGACUGUGUUCUACCAGUCCCUCAACAACUUUCUUGGCAUGCGGAAAGAAGUGACAAAGCUGCCCCGCGAUAUUCUCGACUCUAUUCGCCUUCUUGAGCGUAUCGCAAGCUUGGAGUCGUUGGAGCAAGUGUCCAACAUGCUCGGCAACGUCAUCGACUUUGAAGCAAGCAAGGACGAAGCCUACUGCGUCAUCCGCGAGGGAAUCUCCGAGGAGCUUGACCAAGCUCGGGAAAAGUUUGGCGAGAUUGACAAUGUGCUUCUCGACAUGUCCAAUGUGCUGGCCAAUGCGUACCCCGAAAUGCGUGGGAUCGCCGUUCAGUACAUCCCUCGCAUCGGCUACGCCAUUUGCUGCCCGCAGAGUUGCCAAGUCCCGCGAAGCUUUGAGUUUCAGUUUGAAGACGGGCUCCAGCGCUUUUACAAGGACGUGCGCUGCUGCAAGCUCGACGAAAGCUAUGGGGAUAUACAUGGCCAAAUUUUGGAUCUCCAGCAAGGCUUGCUUCUGGAGCUUUACGACGAGCUCAUGGAGCACGAAGUCACGUUUUACGACAUGAUCGACGUGGCUUCGGAGCUAGACUGCUUCCUCUCUUUGGCCCGAGCUGCGCGCGAGUUCAAUUUUACUCGGCCGGUCAUGUGCGAAGACAUCACGUUCGUCGCCAAGACCGCGCGGCAUCCGCUGCAAGAGCUCACGGUCGAGUCAUACAUCCCCAACGACGUCUCGCUCGACACCGCAACGGGCUUGAUCCACGUUCUUACGGGUGAAAACGGGUCUGGCAAAUCUGUCUACUUGAAGAUGGUUGGUGUGCUCCAGUACAUGGCCCAACUUGGAUCCUUCAUCCCCGUGUCGGAAGCUCGCAUCGGCAUCGUGACCAAGCUCUUCACGCGUAUUCAGAGCUUCGAGACUGUGUUGCUGUCGCACAGCUCUUUUACGAUUGACUGCAACCAAAUUGCAACGAUGCUCCGCCAUUGCGACGAGCGCAGUCUACUGCUCAUUGACGAAUUCGGCAAAGGCACGUCUGCGAUUGAUGGAGUUUGCCUUCUGGCGGCAGUGCUCAAGGACCUCAAAGACACCGUCCUGCGCCACGGGGGCCCGAAAAUUCUCAUGACGACACACUUUUUGGAAAUCUUUCAGGAGCCAUACUUGCGCGACCACUUGGAGUUUCGCGAAGUGCACCAAAUUGAGUGCAAGGACCAGGCUCGUAUCAUCGAGGAGACGUCCACAAUCGCUUGUUUCGUCAUGUCGUCCGUGCCGAUCAACGUGGCGUCAAAGGGCAACGUGCCAACCGCGGCCCUCUUCGAAGUAGUUCCGGGCAUUGCGACCUCGAGCAACGCGUUUCGCUGUGCGACGGUCGCAGGAGUCAACGAGCGCGUACUGACACGCGCCCAUGAUAUUCUCGACUGUCGCCGGUCCAAGACGCCAAUUGCGCCGUUGGCAGACACCAACAACCGCGAUGAAGCGUUCGAAGUCUUGACGAUGCUGUUUGUCAACGAAUCCAACUGGCUCAAUGCGUCAAGUUCGUCGCUCCACGCGCUUCUCGACCAAGCCCGCUCCAUCUCACUCGACUAAAACACGCAGUGUAUGCAUUCAAAUAUAAGGAUUCACGCGUCGAGCAACGUAAAGU
This is a messenger RNA of Saprolegnia diclina VS20, 2733 nucleotides long. RefSeq lists its product as hypothetical. Gene Ontology annotation, cellular component: nucleus. NCBI's taxonomy places the organism in Eukaryota, Oomycota, Saprolegniomycetes, Saprolegniales, Saprolegniaceae. Gene Ontology annotation, molecular function: ATP-dependent DNA damage sensor activity; mismatched DNA binding; ATP binding. The record is from RefSeq and is a predicted model, not a curated record. Gene Ontology annotation, biological process: chiasma assembly; mismatch repair. Bases 24 to 2678 code for a protein of 884 amino acids. The transcript is spliced from 25 exons.